GACAUGCGCAGAAGCCUCCCCCGCGGCAGCGGCGGCGGCGGCGGUGUCUCCAGAGCCGGAAGGUAAACGACCUCAGCUGCCCGCGGCCCGACACCUCCUGGGUUAUGUCGGCCCAGGGUGACUGCGAGUUCCUGGUGCAGCGAGCCCGGGAGCUGGUGCAGCAGGACUUAUGGGCAGCCAAGGCUUGGCUGAUCACAGCCCGCAGCCUCUACCCCGCCGACUUUAACAUCCAGUAUGAGAUGUACACCAUCGAGCGGAAUGCCGAGAGGACCGCCACCGCCGGGAGACUGCUGUACGACAUGUUUGUGAAUUUCCCAGAUCAGCCGGUGGUGUGGAGAGAAAUCAGCAUUAUUACAUCAGCAUUAAGGAACGAUUCACAGGAUAAACAAACCCAAUUUUUAAGAAGUUUAUUUGAAACUCUCCCUGGUCGGGUCCAGUGCGAAAUGUUACUAAAGGUUACAGAACAAUGCUUCAACACGUUGGAACGAUCAGAAAUGUUGCUUCUACUUUUGAGACGCUUCCCUGAAACAGUGGUGCAGCAUGGGGUUGGCCUUGGGGAAGCAUUAUUAGAGGCUGAAACUAUUGAAGAACAAGAAUCUCCUGUUAACUGCUUUAGAAAAUUAUUUGUUUGUGAUGUCCUUCCUCUAAUAAUUAACAACCAUGAUGUCCGAUUGCCUGCCAAUUUAUUAUAUAAGUACUUGAACAAAGCAGCUGAAUUUUAUAUCAAUUAUGUCACUAGGUCUACUCAAAUAGAGAGUCAGCAUCAAGGUACCCAAGAAGCAUCUGAUUUAAUGUCACCUAGCAAACGGAGCUCUCAGAAGUACAUAAUAGAAGGGCUGACUGAAAAAUCGUCCCAGAUUGUGGACCCUUGGGAGAGGUUGUUUAAGAUUUUAAAUGUUGUUGGAAUGAGAUGUGAAUGGCAGAUGGAUAAAGGAAGACGAAACUAUGGUGAUAUUUUGCAUAGAAUGAAGGAUCUCUGCAGAUACAUGAACAACUUUGAUAAUGAAGCUCAUGCAAAAUAUAAAAACCAAGUGGUUUAUUCAACUAUGUUGGUCUUCUUUAAGAAUGCAUUCCAGUAUGUCAACAGCAUACAACCAUCUCUAUUCCAAGGUCCUAAUGCCCCAAGCCAAGUUCCACUGGUUCUUCUUGAGGAUGUAUCAAAUGUGUAUGGUGAUGUAGAAAUUGACCGUAACAAACAUAUACAUAAAAAGAGGAAACUAGCUGAGGGAAGAGAAAAAACCAUGAGUUCAGACGACGAAGACUGUUCAGCAAAAGGAAGGAAUCGUCACAUCGUAGUCAAUAAAGCAGAGCUUGCUAACUCCAUUGAAGUGCUCGAGAGCUUUAAGCUAGCCAGGGAGAGCUGGGAAUUGCUCUACUCCCUGGAAUUCCUCGACAAGGAAUUUACAAGAAUUUGUUUGGCCUGGAAGACAGAUACUUGGCUUUGGUUAAGAAUCUUCCUCACUGAUAUGAUCAUCUAUCAGGGUCAAUAUAAAAAAGCAAUAGCCAGCCUGCAUCAUCUAGCAGCUCUCCAGGGGUCGCUUCCUCAGCCGCAGAUCACAGGACAGGGGACCCUGGAGCAUCAGAGGGCACUCAUCCAGCUAGCGACCUGCCACUUUUCUCUAGGGGAGUACAGAAUGACAUGUGAAAAAGUCCUUGAUUUGAUGUGCUACAUGGUACUCCCCAUUCAAGAUGGAGGCAAAUCACAGGAGGAACCCUCAAAAAUAAAGCCCAAAUUUAGAAAAGGUUCAGAUCUGAAGUUGCUGCCUUGUACCAGCAAGGCUAUCAUGCCGUUCUGCCUGCAUCUAAUGCUGGCUUGCUUUAAGCUCCGAGCUUUCGCGGACAGCAGGGAUGACAUGGCGCUGGGCCACGUGAUUGUCUUGCUUCAGCAAGAGUGGCCACGGGGAGAGAAUCUUUUCUUGAAAGCUGUCAGUAAGAUUUGCCAACAAGGAAAUUUCCAAUACGAGAAUUUUUUCAACUAUGUUACAAAUAUCGAUAUGCUGGAGGAAUUUGCCUACUUAAGAACUCAGGAAGGUGGGAAAAUUCAUCUGGAAUUACUGCCCAAUCAAGGAAUGCUGAUCAAGCCUUCUAGCCCUCCCAUGGGGUUACUGCAGCAGGAAUUCUUACCUGUGCUUCAGCCCAGCAUACAGACUGCUGACAGGCACCACACGGUCACUCGGGGCAUCACCAAGGGCGUGAAGGAGGACUUCCGCCUGGCCAUGGAGCGCCAGGUGUCCCGCUGUGGCGAGAACUUGAUGGUUGUGCUGCACAGGUUCUGCAUCAAUGAGAAGAUCUUGCUCCUUCAGACUCUGGCCUGACCAGAGCCCUUUCCGCCAGAGGAAAGGCAGCUCCGAGCCGUGGCAUUUUUUGUGAAGACAUAAAGCAUUAUUCAUAAAUGUUGCCAUUACAACUCUUAGAAAGAAGAAAACCUUCUGAAUUCCAGCUCCUUGGUUGCUUAAAAGUAGUUCCCAAGAGUCUGAGACGCUAUUUCUAUUUUUCAGAGUCAUUUUUUGUAAUUUUUGUAAAACAAAAGAACCUCUUUUGUAAAUAAAAAUCAUCCUAAGUUUGGGGCUUUUAAAAAUGUAUUUCAAUUCUUGGUGAGUUUCUGAACAAGAGUGUGCUUUACUUAAAUGAAUAUUAUUCAUGAUCUCAAGGUCUUAUUCAUAGUUAGGCAUUGGUAGGUAUUACAUAUCAACAUACUUUCAGACCUUUUCAUUCAGGAAGUUUUAAUACCAAAAACCUUUACGCCAGAAUGAACUUGAGUGAACUUCCAUUGAGGGAGCUGUGGGUGGGGGUCCGACGUGCAGCAGCCCAGGGAAGGCACCUCCUCCCUCCCGCCGAGCCCAGGUGCCCUGUGGCGUGGCUCCCAGCCCUGGCUCUGCCCGGCCUCUUACUGCCCUGUACUGAGACAGGUUAACUCCCCUCUGCCUCAGGCUCAGCCUUGAGACACAGAGAUGAUGGGACUUCCCUCACAGGCUGUGAAGACUAAGGUUUCCCUCAUGUGACAUCUGUGGAAAGGCACCUCGUGUGUCCCGCUGGGCCAGUGUUAGCUUGCAGGUUUAUUUUCUUCUUUGCCUGCCCUGAAAUAUAUCAGGUAAACAUCUAACAAAUGCUUGUUUCUAGGGGCUUGAUUUUACUUAAGAAUGAGAGGGCUAAGAAGUUAGUUACUUUGCAUUAAAAGUUUUAGAUCUACAGUUGACCCCUGAACAACGGGGGGAGGCAUCUGGGGGCGACAGCACACCCCCCACCCACCCACUGCAUAGUCAAAAAUCCACCUAUAACUUGAUUCCCCAAAAACUUACUAAUAGCCUACUGUUGACUGGAAACCUUACUGACCUGGGGUUACUCACCUUACAGUGAGACACAAAAUGUUGAUUAACACGCAUUUUGUAUGUUAUAUGAUUUAUAUACUAUAUUCUUAAAGUAAGCUAGAGAAAAAAUGUUAAGAAAAUCAUAAAAAUACAUUUAUAGUACCGUACUGUAAAAAAUCUGUGUAUAAAU
Molecule: messenger RNA, 3498 nt
Organism: Zalophus californianus (California sea lion)
Lineage: Eukaryota; Metazoa; Chordata; Mammalia; Carnivora; Otariidae
Gene: INTS10
Product: integrator complex subunit 10
Exons: 18
Coding region: 105-2315 (736 amino acids)
Biological process (GO): snRNA processing
Cellular component (GO): integrator complex
Source: RefSeq, a predicted model, not a curated record